GACACGUCAAAUGAAUUGUGUACAAAUAAUCAUAACACUAUAUGCAAAUAGUUAAAAAAUGGAUCCAGAGCGAACAAAACUUUUACAGUUACUUUAUCCUGAAGGAUAUCCCGGUGAAUGGGACUACAAUGUUAACUUGAACGAAUACUUAACUAAACUAGGAACAUACAAAAUCGACGAUCUAAUAAAAGAACCGACACGUUUGCAAGAUGAAAAGAGUAACAUUCAUGAUCAGACCCAAGAACUUGCUUCAUCCAAUUACAAGAUAUUCAUAGAAACUGCUGACUGUUCCAGAGAACUGUUUACACAGUUUAAUGAGAUAGAAGACAGAGUUGGGAAACUGUUAACUCAUUUGCCAGAGUUUGAGAAAAAAUGUCAUGAGUUUAGUGAGUCAACAAGUGGAAUUAAUAACUUGAGGAAGUUAAAUUCUUUAACACUAACAAGAAAUGCACAGUUAUUAGAGAUUUUAGAAAUGCCACAAUUAAUGAACUCCUUUAUUAAUGAUGGUUUGUAUGAGGAUGCUUUGGAAUUGGCUGCAUAUGUUAGAAAAUUAUACAAUCAACAUUCAGACAUACCAAUAUUUAAAAGCAUACUUGAUGAUGUUAAUCAAGCUUGGUUAUUGAUGUUACAUCAGUUAUUAUCACAACUUUCACAGGAUUUAAGUUUACCAAAAUGUUUACAAAUUGUUGGCCACUUACGGAGGAUGGAAGUUUUUACUGAAUCUGAGUUAAGACUCAAGUUCUUACAUGCUAGAAAUGCAUGGUUACAAGCAUGUCUUAAUGCCAUAUCCUCUGAUGAUGUUAAUCAUCACAUCACAAAAACUAUAGAGGUCACAAGAGUAAAUUUGUUCAAUAUUGUUACACAGUACAGGGCAAUAUUCAAUGAUGAUGAACACAGUCCAUUAGCAUCAUUAAGAAGUCAAAAUAUAAAUCAAAACAUCAUAUUCUACAGUUGGAUAGAUAUCAAGGUGACAGAAUUUUUGAAAACCCUUGAAUCAGAUCUUUCAAAAGGAGUGACUUCAAUAGAUUCCAUUUUGGGGCAGUGCAUGUAUUUUGGUCUGUCCUUUAGCAAAGUGGGUUGUGAUUUCAGACCAUUAAUGAUACCCAUCUUCACCAAUACCAUAGCAACAUAUUUCAAGAACAGUAUUCGCAAAUCAAUUAGAAGCUUUGAGAAAAACAUUGAAAAGUUCACUUUAAUUAACAAAAAUCACACCAGUGUACCAUGGAAAUCAAAAACAGAGGACCAUCUGCAGCCCCCAGAAAGCUUACUGGAGUUUUAUCCACUAGCUGAGUAUUUAAAUAAUGUCUUAAACGCCUUAAAUGAAUUAAGAGUUUGUGCUCCUAUUGCUAUUAUAGAUGAGAUUGUUGACACAUUGGAAGAAUCACUAAUUAUUAUAGCAAAGUCCUUGUUGAUUUUAUAUGGACAAGAGCAACAAGCCUUUACAGCAAAUUCAAAGGAUGCUUUUACAAGGCUCUGUAUGUGUUUUGCAGAUGAUUUAGUACCUUACAUACAAAAAUGUGUUCAUAUUAUUUACCCACCAGGAAACAUUGCCUUGAAAUUGGGCAUUGGAGUUCAAACAUUGCAAAAUGAGGGUAUUUCCUUCAUUGAUAAGAUCAAAAUUGUUGAACCUAUAAAGCAUCUAUUGCCAGAGAAAAUAGAACCUACUUUAAAUUUGGAAGAAAAAAUUGAUCAAGGUGUGAUAAACAAAGAGAAUGUAACAGAAACAAGUCAGUCCUAGUUGUAAUGAUAUAUUUAUUUAAUUUUAUUAAAAUAAAAUUUUAUCCAUUA
Aethina tumida (small hive beetle) is the source of this 1788-nucleotide messenger RNA. RefSeq names its product conserved oligomeric Golgi complex subunit 8 (gene Cog8). NCBI's taxonomy places the organism in Eukaryota, Metazoa, Arthropoda, Insecta, Coleoptera, Nitidulidae. The transcript is spliced from 5 exons. Gene Ontology annotation, biological process: intra-Golgi vesicle-mediated transport. The record is from RefSeq and is a predicted model, not a curated record. Gene Ontology annotation, cellular component: COG complex. Bases 59 to 1738 code for a protein of 559 amino acids.